UUCCGCCGUCGAUCAGCCGGAGUCGGUGCAGUCAGACCAGACUCUGGUCUCAUGGUGGUGUAUGGUAGGCCUAGGUGGUGUGGUCUACAGUGGCGAUUCUAUGAGUUUUGACAGCCUUUGCGGUUAUGUAGGCUAUGACUUGGUAGCCGGUCGCCACCAGGAACGCAUUCGUGGGGCCGCACUGAACUGAGAUUAAUUGUUUGCAGUAGACUCCCCCCUGGCCCCUGCUCAUCAGUGAAAAGUUGUCCAAUGGAUACCGACUUCGCCACAGACCAUUUACUUCUAAGCCUGGAUGUGGAGAAGCUCGCUGCCGAUGCCGUGAUGCAUGACAAACCGGAGAUCACGGGUCCCCGGCGGGCUUACACACACACCAAAAAACGGGCGUUCGCAGAGUUCGUGGAGUCCCGGAGAAACGACCCGCUCUCCUGGCGUUGCUGCGGACAGACCUUUAACGAACCCGCCGCCGUGCACAAGCAUGUCGCCUACGCCCACUCCGUGGAGAUUGAGCGACGGACCUCCGAGACUCUGGACCAGCAGCUGAACCUGGCGAAGAGCGGGGUCUCGGCGGAGCAACAGGCGGCGGAAGAGCCUGGGGACAUGAACGCCUGGAUACCCGAUAUCAGCCACAUCCCGGCAGAACAACUCAUGGAGGGUGAUGGUGAGGUGUUGUUGUAUUACUGCUACUGUGAGCUGACCCAUCCUGAACGGGUGUGUGUGUGGCAGAGAGAGCUGUGUCAGAUGCUGCAUCUCACUGGAAAGGUGCGUGUGGCUACAGAAGGCAUUAAUGGUACUGUAGGAGGAAGCCUGUUGGGAACUCGUUUGUACAUCAGAGCCAUGAUGUCACAUCCUGCUUUCAAACACAUGAGCGAUGACGACUUUAAGAGAAGUGAGGGGGGAGCCCACUGCUUCCCUGAGCUGAGGGUGGGGGUCUACAGAGAGAUCGUUCCCAUGGGAGUGGACCCCAACGUCAUCUCACACAUAUUGGCUGGCACACACCUGGGUCCGGAGGAGUUCCACCGUGAGGUUCAGACGCUGCUGACUGACGAGAAGGCAGCCAGAGACACAGUGCUGCUGGACUGUAGGAACUUCUACGAGAGCAGAAUAGGUCAGUUUAGUAGCUGUCUGGCUCCAGACAUCCGGAAGUUCAGCUACUUUCCCGACUACGUGGACCAGAAUCUGGAUCUGUUCCGGAAUAAACGGGUCCUCAUGUACUGCACCGGAGGGAUCCGCUGCGAGAGGGGUUCCGCCUACCUGCGCUCCAAAGAUGUGUGUAAGGAGGUUCUGCAGCUCCAAGGCGGGAUCCAUAAGUACCUGGAGCAAUUCCCUGAUGGAUUCUACCGCGGGAAACUCUUUGUGUUCGACGAGCGCUAUGCUCUCGCAUUUAACGAUGACGUCAUCUCAGUGUGUAGGUAUUGCGGAGCGCCGUGGGAUCAGUAUGCUCUGUGUUGGCCUCCAGUCUGCUGCCAGCUGGUCCUCAGCUGCGGGAGCUGCAGAGAGAGAGGACACACAGCCUGCUGCCCCACCUGCCAGAGGAAGCAGCAGGCGCGCACACACACCGCACACACACACAGCCCUGACGCAACACACACCGCACACACACACAGCCCUGACGCGACACACACCACACGCAGUCCGGACACAACUCGCACACACAGGGAGGAGUGUGAGUGUACAGACACACGGCCACGCAUCCCCAAAGAUUCAUGAGGACCCACAGGUGUGUGAAUAUGCAGAUACAUGAGACAUCACAAAAGACUAUACACACACACACACACACACACACACACACACAAGUGUGCAAAUAUGCAGAUACGUCACCAAAGACCACACACAAAGUAGCACAGAUAUAAAGCCAAGUGAGUAUAAACAAAACCAAAACUUGAAUCUUUGGUU
Messenger RNA from Sardina pilchardus (European sardine), 1893 nucleotides. Its product is annotated as thiosulfate sulfurtransferase/rhodanese-like domain-containing protein 2. The transcript is spliced from 9 exons. Lineage: Eukaryota; Metazoa; Chordata; Actinopteri; Clupeiformes; Clupeidae. The coding region runs from base 250 to 1707 and encodes 485 amino acids. The record is from RefSeq and is a predicted model, not a curated record.